Columba livia (rock pigeon) is the source of this 4802-nucleotide messenger RNA. RefSeq names its product semaphorin 4G (gene SEMA4G). Bases 776 to 3313 code for a protein of 845 amino acids. The record is from RefSeq and is a predicted model, not a curated record. The transcript is spliced from 17 exons. Lineage: Eukaryota; Metazoa; Chordata; Aves; Columbiformes; Columbidae. Gene Ontology annotation, molecular function: chemorepellent activity; semaphorin receptor binding. Gene Ontology annotation, cellular component: plasma membrane. Gene Ontology annotation, biological process: positive regulation of cell migration; semaphorin-plexin signaling pathway; axon guidance.
GCCUGUUUGGAGAUGACAGUCCUGGCUCUCGAGCGCAGGCAGGAGCAGGGGGUCCCUUUCCUUUCUGGGCUGACCACCAGGCUGCGGUUGGAAUAAAAAUAGCUUAAAGCUGCCAGGCUCGGCGAUGGGGAGGGGAUGGCUAGGCAUUAAGCUUCAUGCUUUAUUCACGCUGCAGGCUUUUAUAAAAGCAGCGUAAAUCAUGCAGGGCAGCCAUGGGCUCUCCAGACGACAUCAUUCAGGCUCUCAGACACAUUGAUUUGCGUGCUGGAAACUGAACCUGUCCCCUUUGCUCUAACCCAACCUGUGGGGAGAGGCCUGGCGGAUGAAGAUGGUGAGAUGCUGCGCCGCAUAUCAGCUCUCCUCCAUGUUCAUGGAACACUGCAUAUCUCCCCUGUGUUCUAACCUAUUUUUUUGAUAUUUUGGGCUUCAGCAUUGUUAUGUAUGCGAACGCCGUUUGCUGAGAAACUGUGUCAGCCUUCCUCGUAAUUAAGAGUCUGGCAGGAGUCAGCGCGACAGUCAUUUUGGAGAUGACGCUUCCAGUUUGGAGCUGACAGUAAGCUGGGGUGCUGCGGCAGGGGCUGCGUGCGGGGGUGAGGGGAUGUUCUGAUGUUCUGCGGCUGAGCGGGGCAGAGGGACCCACCAGGAGCCUGGCGCAGGAGCAGAGGGUUUGGUGGCUGGCCCCAUCCUGGGGAGCUGGGGAGCUCGUCCCAAGGAUCAGCUGUGCCGGGCCGUCGGCAGCGGGCUGGGCAGCUGCCCUGGCCGGGGGAGAGUGAAGAUGAGCAGCAGCACGGCCCAUCUCCUGAUGACUCUCUUCAUGGUGGCAGUGGCGGCGAUGGGCUACCCGUCACGGCGGUCUGCCACUGACCUGGAUGCCACCCCCAGGACAACAGUCACCUUUGACGAACUCUCAGGUGUCCGGCGCUUCAGUGGGCGCAGCCUCAACUACAGCACCCUGCUGCUGGAGGACGACCAGGGCAUUCUCUACGUGGGCGCCAGGGGAGCCAUCUUCGCCCUCAACUCCAGUGACGUGGCCGAUGGCUCCCACCGCACGAUCCACUGGGAAGCCUCUCCAGAGAAGCAGAUGGACUGCCUGCAGAAAGGCAAAAACAACAAGACUGAGUGCUUCAACCACGUGCGGUUCCUGCAGCGCCUGAACAGCACCCACCUCUAUGCCUGUGGCACCUACGCCUUCCACCCGCUCUGUGCCACCAUUGAUGCUGACAGGUUCAUGUUGCCAUCCCACUUUGAGGAAGGCAAGGAGAAAUGCCCAUACGACCCUGCCCGUGGCUACACUGGCCUCAUCGUGGAUGGCGGCUUGUACACGGCCACACGCUACGAAUUUCGGAGCCUCCCCGAUAUCCGGAGGAACCUGCACCAGCGGCCACUGAAGACAGAGGAGUCACCGCUGCACUGGCUGAACGAUGCUGAGUUUGUGGCCUCUGUGCUGGUCCAGGAAAGCAAAGACAGCCCUGUGGGUGACGAUGACAAAAUCUACUACUUCUUCACGGAGCGGGCAGGCGAGGAGACCACAUCCUUCUUUGACAAGAGCCAGGUGGCCCGAGUGGCCCGGGUGGCCCGUGUCUGCAAGAGUGACGUGGGGGGGAAGAAGAUCCUGCAGCGCAAGUGGACGUCCUUCAUGAAGGCACGCCUGGUCUGCUACAUCCCCUACUAUGAGGUGCUGCGCAGCAUCUGCAGCCUGGAUGGGGGCGGCUGGACCAGCACUGUCUUCUAUGCUGCCUUCACCCUCUCGGCACAGUGGAGGACCAUGGAGGCCUCAGCUGUGUGCCGCUACAGCAUCUCGGCAGUGCAGCAUGCCUUCGAGGGCCCCUACAUGGAGUACCAGGACUCGGCUCGCAAGUGGUCCCGCUACGAUGGCGUGGUGCCUGAGCCCCGGCCUGGCUCUUGCAUCACGGACCGCUCCCGCAGGAAGGGUUACAACUCCUCGCAGGACCUGCCCAACAGCGUCCUGGACUUCAUCAAGCUGCACCCGCUGAUGUUCGAGGAGGUGAAGCCGGCAGGCGGGGGGCCACUGUUGGUGAAGAAGAACGUGGCCUACAGCCAGCUGGCCGUGGACAGGGUACGGGCUCUUGAUGGCCAUUCCUAUGAUGUGCUCUUCAUGGGGACAGGGGACGGCUGGAUCCACAAGGCUGUGGUGGUGGGUUCCAGCAUCCACAUCAUGGAGGAGGUGCAGGUGUUCAGGGACCCACAGCCCGUGGAGAGCCUGGUGAUCUCCCACGCCCAGCGGAGCCUGUACGUGGGGGCAGCCAGUGGGGUCCUGCAGGUGCCCCUGGCCUCCUGCGACAGGUACAUCUCCUGCUACGACUGCAUCCUCGCCCGGGACCCCUACUGCGCCUGGGACGGCCGGGGCUGCCGCACCACCACCACUGCUGACAGGACGGGGCUGGUGCAGGACAUCCAGAGCGGCAACAAGGGAUGCCGGAGCAGCUCUGGGCGGGGCUCCCUGCUGUGGAAGAACCGGACGGUGCUGCGGGGGGAUGACGUGCUGCUGCCCUGUGACCAGCGCUCCAACCUGGCCCGGGCCGUCUGGCUGCUGAACGGCAGCAAGGUGCCAGCCAUGGGGCAGGACCGGCUGCGCGUCGGGGUGGACGGGCUGCUGGUGACAGACACGCUGCCCCAGCACAGCGGCGAGUACCGCUGCUAUGGGGAGGAGCGGGGACUGCAGACACUGCUGGCUGCCUACAGCCUCACCGUGCUGCCUGAGCUGCCCCACGGCGCCACGACUGCCCCACGGCCCCAUGCCGCCAGCCAGGCGGCCGGUGAUGUGAAGGUGGCCUAUGUGUCCGCCAUCGUCGCCUUGGUGGUGCUGUGUGCUGUGCUCAGCACUGUCCUCCUCUACGUCUCCUGCCUGGAGAAGCGCAAGGGCAAGUACGUGCUGGGGGAGCCGCGGCCGGCCAGUGUGGAGCUGCAGACUGUCUCGGCCAACUGCCUGCGCAAGGGCCGCCGGGAGGAGGAGGAGGAGGAUGAAGAAGGGCUCGCCUACCCCGACGGCUGCCUGCGGAUCAUCCCUGGCGAGGCACCCACGGCUGCCACCUCCCCGGUGAAGGAGGUGCCGGUCACCGUGCCCCCGCUGCCGCCACCACCGCCGCUGCCAGCCGAGCUCACCAACGGUGUGGGGGCUCUGCCCAGCGUCCUGCGCAAGAUGAAUGGCAACAGCUACAUGUUGCUGCAGCAGCAGGAGGAGCCACUGGCCUCCCCGCUCUACAGCGCGUCCUUCACUGAGGAGCUCAGCAAGAUCCUAGAGAAGCGGAAACACACGCAGCUGGUGGAGAAGCUGGACGAGAGCUCCGUGUAGGGGUCGGGGGGGGGAUCCUGCCAGCAGGACCCCCCCUCCAUCUGGCCCCUUUUCCCACCCCCUGCCAGCAGUGUUACAAGACUUGGGCAAAACUACCUCCCGGAUGGCAGAGCCAGGCCGGGCCUGGGCUCAGCCAUUCCUUUGGCUUUUCACUCACUUUUGAGACUCACUGUACAGAAAAAAAAGAAAAGAAUCUAUUUAAAUUUGGGAGCUCUAUUUAUGUAUAAAAACCCACCGAUGGCGGCCACAAGCUGGAGGCAGGAGCUGGCACCUGGCUGAAGGUGGACACCGGGGCGAGGGAGAGUUUCUGUCUGUCUGUCCAUCCAGGUGUGAGACACUUGUGGACGCAUGGACUCGGGCAGCCCUGCUGGGCAUCCCUCGGUGCGCUGGAGCUGGAUGGCUGCUGAGAGGUGGGUAAGGAGCUGGGAGGGGUGCUGGGGGCUACACUGAGGUGCCUGUGCCUCUCACAUGGUGCAAGGUCCCUUCCCAGUGUGGGGCUGAGGGGGUUCCCCCAGCUGCAGGAGGGGGGUUGCAAACACAUGUGAGGGGUGGCCUAACUGGCUGCCAGCCCCUGCCUCCUCCCCCACAUCUGCCCCCCAGGGUUUCCUUUCAGGAAGAGGAUGGUUCAGCGAGGGAUGGAGAGGGAUGGCGCUGGGGUGAGGAGCCCAUGUCCCAAAUGCCCUGGAGCAGCUGUUGGAGGGGCGUGUGCCCACUGCAAGGGGACCCCAGGGCACUGCAGGGAAGAGCGGGAUGCAGCAGCAGCCAGCAACAAGAUGCACCAGCAGCAGAGGCAGCAGCCACCACUAUGCUCUGCAGCAUGGUGAGGGACCAGGACAGCACACACGUCUCCACAGCAGCCACAGCACCACAUUUCUGCUCUCCCAUGUGGUGCCGUUGGAGACCUGGGGUUCAGGCACAGCCCUGUCACCUGUGGGACAACACGUGAGAGGGAGAAUGUCCUCACACAGACCUGGACCAGGGCCUGGCUCCCUCUGGGGACUCAUGCUCUUCAUGGCACUUUCCAGGGGCAGCCACUGUCCCUAAAUCCCCCCAACUACCUCUGCUCCUGCCACCUCCUGAGGGAACCGGAAGGACUGUGGUGACAAGAACGUGUUGUGCCCUGGGGACAGGGUGGUGACACCAGGACAGACAUGCUGGGGGCUGUGUGUGUUCCCACCCUGUUUGUUGCCAGGAUCAGGACAUCACAUGGAGCUCAGCCCUGAAGGGGGGCAGGAGGAGGCAGCAGCCCCAGGGGUCCAUAACAGGGGGAGCCCAGGCCCUUCUCCCUGAGAAGAGCAAGGCUUAGCGGGAAAAGCCAAGAGCCGGACCCCUGGGCACCCCUGUCCUGCCCCCACCCUCAUUUUUGCUGCUGGGGGGAUAAGCCACCCCCAAGCACAGCUGCCCCCAAUAAGGGGCAUCACCCUCCGUUCGUGGCACCCCUUGUGCGCAGCCCCACAUGCCCCCAGCAAUAAACGCGGCUCUGUCUGGA